AUGGUGGUGGAGGAACCAGAGAUGGAAUUUAUGGAGAUUCUCACCAACCACAAUUUCGACUUAUAUCACCAUACAUAUCGUGACGACCUUCCAUCCUACAAAUCACCAGAUCUUAUGGACUCUGACAGUGACACAGGUGAUGAAGGCCAUCAAUUCGGGAAUAUCUGCAACUGCAGGUCACGAUGUCAAAUGACAGACAAGGGCAUUAGACCAUCAAAGGGCAAAGAUGUGGAGGGCUAUGAUGUAGAAUUCUCAGCGGCCGGCCGUAGAAGUGGAGAUCGCAGUGACAGUGACAUGCUGGAGACGGUACAAGCAGAGACCGUUCCAAGACAAGACUAGGAUCUCCGGAACGCUCUGUGGAAGGUGAUCCAGACCAAUAUCUAAGUCCAGAUACUUUGGUGGUCAUCAAGAAGGAGCCAUCUUCCUCUGACGAUGAACAUUUUGAGACCAUAGCUGUACAAGUUAAGGAGGACCUAACUCUGAUGGAAGUGAACCCUUGCUCGGCAGAGAAGUCCACGCAUAUGGACACCAUGUCUAUUAUCAAUGCAGAUGGUACGGUUACCUAUAUAAAAAAGGAGUCAACUUUGGAGGAAGAUGAUGACCACAGCGAUGGUGGUACAGUCACAGAUCCGACAGAAUGUAUGACAAGUCCUCUAGAGAAGGUCUCUGACUCUAUCCCGAAAUGUUCUAGAGGUACCAAAAGGUUGUCAGGUCUUCCAGAGAUAAAGUCCCGAGACUGUACAGGGUGGUCCAAGACGCACCAAAGGGCUUCCAAAGCAGGAAAUCCAUUCGCCUGCAGUUACUGUGGCAAAUCUUUCGCUUGCAAUUCAGCUCUUGAAACCCACAGCCGCGUCCACACUGGUGAAAAACCGUUCUUGUGUUCAAAGUGUGGUAAGAGUUUUAUGAGAAUUGCCGGCCUGUGCGCCCAUGAGAAGGUCCACUCUCGAGAGCGGCUGUUUCGGUGUUCUGAUUGCGGGAGAUGUUUUUUCUUCCAGAUCCCGUUUUGCGAGGCAUCAGGUGAUUCACUCGGCAAAGAUACAGGCUUCGAGUUCAGAUUGUGAGAAAGGCGUUGAUAGUGGCCCAUGUUUUGUUGGUCGGGUGAAGGUUCAAGCCCAAGAGGAGCCAUAUCAUUGCUUGGAAGGUGAGGCAUUGGCCAGCCCGGAGGAUCUAACCCUCCCCUGUAGAACUCUACCGGUGGAGAAGCCUUAUUUGUGUCUUGAGUGUGGGAAGUGUUUUGUGUUAAGUUCCUCUCUACUUUUGCACCAGAAAACCCACCGAGAAAAGCAGCAACUGCCAUGUCCAUAUUGUAGUAAGUGUUUCCCAAGCCGCUCUCAUCUUGAGCGCCACGAACGAAUCCAUACGGGGGAGAAACCCUUCUCGUGUUCUUACUGCAACAAAAAGUUUGCCAACCGCUCUUCUGUUGCAGUUCACCAACGGAUUCACACGGGGGAAAAGCCGUAUUCUUGCCUGGUAUGCGGAAGGUGCUUCACCGAUCUCUCCGGCCUUGUCGUCCAUAAGAGGACACAUGACCGAGUGAUGGAAAACACAUGA
Messenger RNA from Staurois parvus, 1551 nucleotides. NCBI's taxonomy places the organism in Eukaryota, Metazoa, Chordata, Amphibia, Anura, Ranidae. The record is from the annotation of a GenBank genome assembly.